ACUUUGUAGUUCAUUUCGUUCCCUUUUACUUCUCCCCAUUCCCAUCUUUUUUACUUUUUGCCCCUUUCUUUUUCUUUUUAUUGCUCCCACCAUCCUUUUCUCCACUGUUCUCCCUAUUUUGAUUUGAUUCCGUUCUUCAGCCAACGCAUGAGAAUAACAAUCCAGUUUUUUCAUAAAUUUUAAUGAAAUCAAUCUAAAUUCCAUGGUUUAUUCUGAAAUAUCGUGCAAUUGACUGACUUACCUUUAAAAGUUGUUAAAGGACUGAAUUUUAAGCCUCUCAAAACUAUUGAAAGAUUAACUUGUGCUAUUUUUUUUUAAAUAAACUUAAAAAUACAAAUAUUAAUACGGCAGUUUUUUCAGUGAAGCAGUGCAGAAGCCACUUUACUGGGCAGCGGUGGUAGUGGUGGAGCGAAAUCAUGGAGUUCGACGUCCCAAAAUUCCUAUGUUUUCAUCUUUCGUUGCUUAUUCUAGUAGCAUCGUCCUCCAUUGAAGCUUCAGACUCAUUUUCAUUAUCAUCUUCGGCAGCAGAAAUCAUAUCGAGGUUCCAGCAAUACCUUCAAAUCAACACUGCCCAACCGACCCCAAAUUACUACGAAGCCGCCGAUUUUCUCGUCUUCCAAGCCAAAUCCCUCUCCCUGGAAUCUCAGACCAUCGAAUUCGUCAAAGGGAAGCCCUUGGUGUUGCUAAAAUGGCCUGGCACAAACCCUGAUCUUCCUGCCAUUCUUCUCUACUCCCACACCGAUGUUGUUCCGUCUGAGCUUUACAAAUGGAUGCACGACCCCUUCAGUGCUCAUAUUGACCAGAACAGAAAUAUAUACGCCCGAGGCUCUCAGGACAUGAAGUGCGUUGGGAUGCAGUACCUCGAAGCUGUUCGCCGCUUGAAGGCUUCUGGGUUUCAGCCCCUUCGCUCUAUCUACCUGUCUUUUGCUCCUGAUGAGGAGAUUGGUGGGCAUGAUGGUGCAGAGAAGUUUGCUGAAUCUGAGGUUUUUGAGAAUUUGAAUAUCGGCGUAGUGCUUGAUGAAGGACUGGCUUCCCCGGACGAGAAUUACAGGGUAUUCUAUGGUGAGAGGAGCCCGUGGUGGCUGGUAAUAAAGGCUACUGGAGCACCAGGGCAUGGGGCAAAGCUUUAUGAUAACUCUGCCAUGGAAAAUCUUUUGAAGAGUCUGGAAAGUAUAAGAAGGUUUCGUGCUUCGCAGUUUGAUAUGAUCAAGGGAGGCUUGAAGGCCGAAGGCGAGGUAGUUUCAGUUAAUAUGGCCUUUUUAAAGGCAGGAACACCAUCCCCAACCGGCUUUAUCAUGAACUUGCAACCUUCAGAAGCAGAAGCUGGGUUUGAUAUUAGGGUGCCACCAACUGCUGAUCCAAAAUCAUUGGAGAGGCGGAUUGCUGAAGAAUGGGCACCUGCUUCACGUAAUAUGACAUUCUGGUUUGUGCAGAAAACACCUGUGAAUGAUGAGUCUGGGAACCCAAUCAUCACAAAGACUGACAGUUCCAAUCCCUGGUGGUCCCUGUUUGAAGAUGCCAUCCGAAAGGCUGGUGGAAAACUUCAGAAACCUGAGAUCUUUCCUGCUGCAACGGAUUCUCGCUACUUUCGACAUCGGGGAUUGCCUGCAAUUGGAUUCUCACCCAUGGCAAACACCCCUAUUCUACUCCAUGACCACAAUGAGUUUCUGAACCGAGACGUAUACUUGAAAGGAAUUGAGAUGUAUGAGUCAAUAAUCAACGCUUAUGCAUCUUAUAUGGAGAAUAGAGGAAAUGGAGAAUCCAAAGACGAGUUAUGAGCAAGUUAUUGGCCUGUUUUCUUUUCAUACUUGGGAUGCCUACUGUCUGUUUUAUCCGAUUGUAAGGUUAUGACCUUAAGGGCCUAGGCAGUUUCUGAUAUGUAACAAUAAUGAGUAGGAAGCCAGGGUUUGGCCCACAAUCUCGUCCAAGGUACUGAACCCUUGUCUGGAUGUUUUCCUAAAUAAAUGUUCUGUGCAUGAAAUUGGGAGAAGGGGACAUCUUGACUUGGUUACACAUGCAAAAACUCGAAGUUCUUCUGCUUAAAAACUUCA
Prosopis cineraria is the source of this 2051-nucleotide messenger RNA. RefSeq lists its product as uncharacterized. Lineage: Eukaryota; Viridiplantae; Streptophyta; Magnoliopsida; Fabales; Fabaceae. The coding region runs from base 417 to 1778 and encodes 453 amino acids. The record is from RefSeq and is a predicted model, not a curated record. Gene Ontology annotation, molecular function: aminoacylase activity. Gene Ontology annotation, biological process: amino acid metabolic process. Gene Ontology annotation, cellular component: cytoplasm. The transcript is spliced from 5 exons.